AAGGCAAACGGACUACAACUUCCGGGAAGCAAGCGAGCGGAAGGACUACACUGCGCAGGCGCAGACCCAACGGUCGCGGGUCGGAUUUGAAUUUCGGUUGGAUGGCUGAAGACGAAGUGGAGCUCACAGUGUUGUUCUUAAGUUUUUUAGCAAUGUAGAAAAUGGCAGCAAAGUUAAACCCGCCGGAUUCAGAAGCGUCGUCGUCUCUAAACGAGCAGUCGGUGUCUAGCCGGAGUAGUAACAGAAGUCUUAGGGUCGCGGAGAAGGAGAGGAGGAAGAAUGAGGCGGAGGACCCGGUUGUUCUGGCCCUGAAGUACUUCAAUGACGUUGAAGCCGGUACUCCUGUGAGUGGGAACGAUGAGGUGGAGAGGAACCUGGUGCUGGUGGAGAAGAUGGCCUACAGUAGAGGACUUUCCCCGGAGGCCAUCUCUAUUAUGCUCGAGUUUGCCAUGAGCCUCCGUAUGGGGACGAAUCUAUGUGCGCGGGUGCUGAGGUGUCUGAUUCCUGCCACUGUGGUGCCACAGGAGGCCGUUGUUAGAGCGGUGGUUUGGCUGGGGGUUGGCAAAAUACCAAUCAUACACAAGUAAAUUCUUUUCAUAAAGUGGGUGUUGACCGUAUUUGACAUGAUUGAUACAAAGGAUCAACUUCGAGCAAUCUAUGGCUUCAUCUUCAGCUUCGUCAGAGAGGAGAAUCUGUGUCCUUUCAUCUGCCAUCUGCUGUACCUUUUGACCAGAAAGGAAAGUGUCUUCAGAGUCAGGAAGCUGCUGGAGCUGCAGUCUAAACUGGGAAGGCAGCCGUUCCUCAUGAACCUGUUGUCACUUUACAAAGUGUUUUGCCCUGAACUGGUGACGCUCUCCAUCCCAUCACGAGCUAAGAGUGGGUUUAAGAACCACAAUCAGCCCUGGAAAUCAGCGUUGAUUGCUGUCCAGAAGAGGGAGGGUUCCCAGGUUCCCUCCAGCAUCAGUCUGGCCUCCACAAUGAAGACCAACCCCAGGAAAAGGAAACACUGCCACCUGGAAUUUCCGGUGUUGAGUUCUGUAGUCAGUAAAGCGGCUCAGACUGAGCCGUACUCCAGCAGAAAGUUGCUCCCCCUGGUGCAGGUCCACUCCUUUGCUCAGCUCCUGGAAAAUAUGCACCGUAUAGAGCUGCCCGCUCAGAUGGGCUCACUGCUGGGCUCCAGUCUAGCACUGCAGUACCUGGACUAUGUACAGGACGAGUCUGCCCUCCUACGCCUCAACUUCUGGCUAGGCUUCGCUCUCCAUGAAGGUAAGGAAGGGGGACUUUUGUUCUGUGGCGACGGAGGAGCCUCCCAGAAUUCAGAAGAGUCUCUGCAGUUUUUGAACAUGCUGUCCACACAGCACUUUCUCCAGGAGGGGUUUUCCUGCACAGAGGCUUUUCUCUACAAAUUUCUCAAUGUUUGGGACGGUUCCCUCCUCCGCCCGCAGAUCCUCGGCCUGCUGAGCAGCAUCCCUGUUAUCCCCAGUUCCCAAAUCGGACGGUUUCUGUUUGAGCCCCUCCUGCAGCUCUUCUUCACCUCCUCACUGUUUUUCAAGUGUGGACUGAUAGAGUGUCUAAACAAUAUGCUGUUGAAGUGGCUGACCUGGCACUCAGUGUAUGCUCUGGAGGACGACUUUGACAUCAGCAUCAACAGCCACACCUCCAUAAAUAUGACUCUGACGGGGUUCAAGGAUUCGGUGAUGGAGCUGGUUGACUUUUUGGGUCGGCUGGCCUCCGUGGGCCUUCAGCUCGAAGGCUGCCACUCCCUCCUCCUCAGCUUCAUCAUGCACUUCUACGAGACGGUGUGUGACAUGUUUCUGAAGUAUGGACUCCCCCUCGUGGUGAUGCCUCCACCUGGAGUGUUUUACCCAGCCCUAUUUGCCACUGACGCUGUUAGCGUGGACAGACUGGCCUACAUCAUGUACAGGUACAAGGUGAACUUGACAUCAGCCAAGAGUAAAGAAAAACUCACAGAGCAGGCCUUUCACAUCAGCCGUCAGACGUACCGCGAGUUCAACCACUACGCAAGCGUCAUGGUCAGCUGCCUGUGGAACGGCGAGAUGUUUCAACCAAGCUCGGGUGUACCGCUGGGAGAGGAGCUGCUGCUCAAGAGCAACGUGCCGCAAUACUGGACGAGCUUCGACCUCCUCCACCACCCUGCCUUCAUGAGCUACGCCAUCAACUUCCACCAGAAGUGUUGGCCGGGGAGAGAGGACAUGGACCUCAAUUCCAUAAAGCAUCCCAAGCCAUGGAGCUGGUACCUGGAGUAUUUGUUCAGUCAGGGCUACGACGGCCUUAAACAGUUUGUUCAGAGCAACAUCAGCCGGCGGCUGGCAGCAGGCGACGGGCAGAGCGACAGCCUGUCCACAUAGCAGAGGUAGAUGCUCAACUCAACGGAGAGGACAAACAACCACUUGCAUCUUACCCAUUUUUUUUUUUUUAAAAGACUUGUAUAUAUUUCAUCUCCUCGUCUCCUCCAAGCGAGCUACUCGCUAGCGAUCUGAGUAUCUUUUUAUGUACAUAGAUGUAUCUGUGUUUAUUGUGUAUUUUUUUUACUUAUAGUAAUGUCUAUUCAGCGAUAAUAGAGAGGCGAAGUCCUUCCCAGUCCAGGACCUUAUUUCUGAGAAAAUAUGAACGGUAGUCAACGGCGAGAGAUAAAUAUUUUUUUGAUCCCGUUUGUAUUGCUCCAUGAAUCACACAGAUGAUGUUUGUCAAUUUAAAAUAUAAUUUUGCAAGUCAAGAAAGUCUCAGU
This is a messenger RNA of Sebastes umbrosus (honeycomb rockfish), 2749 nucleotides long. RefSeq names its product centromere protein I (gene cenpi). Lineage: Eukaryota; Metazoa; Chordata; Actinopteri; Perciformes; Sebastidae. Gene Ontology annotation, cellular component: kinetochore. The record is from RefSeq and is a predicted model, not a curated record.